AUGGGCCUGGAGAGCUGGUUGGAGGCGACGAAAGGUAAUCUUGUUCUACACACUUUGGAAGGUGUUACUUUGUGGGAGAGCUUCCAUUUUCCGACAGAUACCCUUCUCCCCCAACAACUACUCACUAGAAAUACAAAGCUUGUCUCCUCAAGGAGCCAGAGCAAUUAUUCCUCUAGUUUCUACAAGCUUUUCUUCGACAACGAUAUCCUUCUCUGCCUUCUUUACGAUGGACUUGAGAUUUCCAGUAUUUAUUGGUUUGAUCCAUGGCUUGUGAGUUGGGAUGCUCAAAGGUCCACGAACAACAAUAGUAGAAUUGCAGUGCUUGAUUCCUUAGGGAACUUCAGUUCUUCCGAUGAUUUUACUGCGGUAUCAGCUGAUUAUGGGGCUGUGCUUCAUAGAAGACUGACAAUAGAUUACGAUGGUGAUAUUCGAGUCUACAGCUGGAAAGAGAAGGAGGAGAAGUGGGUUAUUUCAUGGCAAGCCAUUCAGAAACCUUGCAAGAUUCAUGGUAUUUGUGGGGUCAACAGUAUAUUCAGCUAUGUUAUUGGUUCUGAGAGGAAAUGCCUUCCACGAUAUACUAUGAAAAACCAUACCGAUUGGUCUUAA
Molecule: messenger RNA, 606 nt
Organism: Alnus glutinosa
Lineage: Eukaryota; Viridiplantae; Streptophyta; Magnoliopsida; Fagales; Betulaceae
Product: putative receptor protein kinase ZmPK1
Exons: 2
Coding region: 1-606 (201 amino acids)
Biological process (GO): recognition of pollen
Source: RefSeq, a predicted model, not a curated record